Messenger RNA from Penaeus monodon (black tiger shrimp), 4182 nucleotides. Its product is annotated as inactive tyrosine-protein kinase transmembrane receptor ROR1-like. Gene Ontology annotation, molecular function: ATP binding; protein binding; transmembrane receptor protein tyrosine kinase activity. Lineage: Eukaryota; Metazoa; Arthropoda; Malacostraca; Decapoda; Penaeidae. Gene Ontology annotation, biological process: multicellular organism development; positive regulation of kinase activity; cell surface receptor protein tyrosine kinase signaling pathway. Gene Ontology annotation, cellular component: signaling receptor complex; membrane. The record is from RefSeq and is a predicted model, not a curated record. The coding region runs from base 1 to 2787 and encodes 928 amino acids. The transcript is spliced from 17 exons.
AUGGAACAAGGCUUUGCUAGAGUUACUGUAAGCUUAUUUGUAUUUUUUGCAGUGUGGUCGCAGCCAGGGGUUGUGGAGCCCCCUCCCGACGACUCCGAUAUAGAGGACUACGACUACGAAUACGAGGAGAAUGCUAACAUAUCUGACGUGAGCGGCCUGAAUGGCAACAGCAGCAGCCUCCGCGUGGCUCGGCGGCUGAACAACGUGACGAAGGACUCAGGCGAUGUGGUGAAGCUCAAGUGCGAGUUCACGGGCGAUCCUCCUCCCACUCGCUUCCGCUGGUACAAAAAUGAGGCUCCGGUCAUCGAGGAGAAGGGCAGAGUCAUGGACAGGAAAUACGAGUUUAAGAGUGGCGGCACGCGGGUUUACGGAACAAAGCUCACCAUCAAAGACCUCGAGAUUCACGACAAAGGAUUUUACAAAUGCGAGGCAUCGAAUGGAGAUGAUCGAGUCCAAUCUACCGGCAUCUUACUAGUCAAACCGGGCCAGUGGCGUCGCGUUGAUGAGGCGCCCGAGAGCAAGGCCAAGAUCCCCUCCAUGGAGGAUUUGGGUGUUCAUUUCCCGCACAUGCCCGGUGGAACGUUGCCCGGAGGCAUGCCGGGGCUCCCGGGAGUGGGUAACCUCCCAAACGUCCCAGGCAGUUUCCCGGCCCCGGGGGUGCCGCCCCCGACGGAGGAUGAGGUAGAAGGUCAAGGCUAUUGCCAGGUCUACCGAGGUGCUACCUGUAGUCGCUUCAUUGGCAACCAUUCCAUUUACAUCCGAUCACCACGACAUCUGGCAGAUAUGGAAAAACGGCUAGCAACUGCAAUUACAGUGAUAAUUCAUUCCAAUGAUCUAUCUUCAAAUUGUGAGGACUAUGCCAUAAAGUCUCUCUGCUAUGCUGCACUUCCACUGUGCAAUGAGAAUGAGCCAGAACCAGCACCUAGGCAGUUGUGCCGCGAGGAAUGUGAAAUUCUUGUAAAUGACGUAUGCAGGAUGGAAUAUGUCAUUGCAAAGCAGCACCAGCUCAUUGGCCGUCAGCUGCCCAUCCCAGAGUGUGAGGAACUCUCUCCCAUCACAUCACCGGAUCAUCUCAACUGCAUUCGCUUGGGCGUGCAAAGCGAUCCUCUUGUUGAAGAUGAGAAGUGCUAUGUUGGUAAUGGUGAGUCCUACCGAGGCACAGAGAGUCGCACAUUAUCAGGUCGUAUUUGCGAACCAUGGAGUCAGAAUCAGCUCUAUAUUCGCACAGCUGACUUUCCUGAGCUAAUUGGAGGGCAUAACUACUGCCGUAACCCUGGUGCACAAGAGAAUCAACCUUGGUGCUUUGUUGCUACUGAACACUCGGUAUCCAAAGAAGAAUGUGCUGUACAAGUUUGCAAUGACAAUACAUUAGUAUUCAUCCUUGUGGCAGCUGUGAUUGGUGGUGCAGUGUUCCUUUCACUGAUUGUUGGACUUUGUAUGCGCAGAAAGUUUAAAUCACCUAAACAGCCUUCCCCAAAGGCAAAGACAGUAGAACUUAAUGCUCUCCUCCCAAAACAGCAGCAACUUCGGGCUCGUGAAUUUCCCCUAGCUAACGUUAGAUUCAUGCAGGAGCUUGGAGAGGGGGCCUUUGGUAAAGUUUACAAAGGUGAACUACAAGGAAUGAGUCCGGAUGGAAGCUCAGUAUUGGUGGCUAUCAAAACUUUGAAAGAGAACGCUACAGCGAAAACUCGUCAGGAUUUUCACCGGGAGGUAGAACUCAUGACAGACCUUCGCCAUCCCAACAUUGUUUGCCUGCUGGGAGUGGUCAUGAAGGAGGAACCUAUGUGUAUGUUGUUUGAACAUAUGUCCCAGGGUGAUUUGCAUGAGUUCUUGAUUUCUCAUUCCCCACGGUCGGAUGUCUCCGCAUCUAGUGACGAUGGCAUGUCCCAGGCUGUACUAGAACAGCCAGAUAUGCUUGUCAUUGCAACUCAGAUUGCUGCAGGGAUGGAAUACCUUGCAAGCCAUCACUAUGUCCACCGAGAUCUUGCCUCCCGUAACUGUCUAGUGGGGGAAAACUUGACUGUAAAGAUAUCAGACUUUGGACUUUCUCGGGAUAUCUACUCUUCUGAUUAUUACAGAGUGCAGAGUAAGAGCCUGCUCCCAGUGCGAUGGAUGCCACCAGAAUCAAUUCUGUAUGGAAAGUUUACAACAGAAUCAGAUGUUUGGAGCUUUGGUGUUGUUCUGUGGGAGAUCUUCAGUUACGGUUUACAGCCUUACUAUGGAUAUAAUAACCAGGAGGUAAUAGAUAUGAUAAGGUCCCGUCAUCUGUUGCCUUGCCCAGAGGAUUGCCCACCCCGCAUAUAUGCUCUCAUGGUUGAGUGCUGGCAUGAGACUCCAAACAGAAGACCAACAUUUAGGGAGAUACAUGGUCGACUACGUUCCUGGCAGGGUUUAGAUAAUGGAGGUUUGGUUGGCACACUGAGUGGUAGUGUGUCUGGGCAUUCUGGCUCACAGCACUCCAGCACAGGUCCCUCAAAUAACACUGGAUCUACCAACCUCUCCUCCAAUACUCACCCCCCACACCUUCCUCGGCCUUAUCAUCCAGGCCCACAUUACCAGCCUCCUGGACCACCCCAUUCACCAGCUUACUCUGCUCCUUACCAACCACCACCACCUCCUGGGAUGGUGCCUGGCUUGUAUCCACGUUUGUCAGUGCCUGUAGGGCACCCACAACCAGUAUAUUUGGCCCAGCGUAGCAAUGUGAUGGGAGGAUCACCAGUUACCAUUAGAGUGGCGCAACCACAAUCUAUGAAUAUGGGAACAGAAACCCAGUUGGCAAAUCUCUGAACUAAAUGGUGAAACUUUUGAUUCCUAACUCUCACAAGGGAAUGUUCAGUGAAUCUCAUCACAUCUUGGGAAUGAUGUUUGAUGUUUCGUGUAUGCUUGGAGCACAACAAGGUCCUCUAAGCAUGGAUAUAAUGUGACCAUCUUGUUGCUGCUCUUGUAUGGUGAAAAGAAAAGAAAAUCAGUGCUUGAGUGAAAAGUGUGUAUGGAACUGAAAAGAACAUCUUUUCUGAUCUCUUGAGUGUUUAAUAGAUUAGGGAAUCAAGUGUCAAGAAACUAUUCUGUUGUAACAUAUACAUAAAAUGUGAGUUCAUGAUUUGAUAUUAUUUGGAAUAUUUCACUUUGCUUCAUUGUCAUUUGAGAGUGUUAUUUGCUAAAUAUUUUUAAAUUAUACAGAUGAUGCAGAAUUGUGACAUCCUAGUGGUAAGAUGAGGAAGGUUUUCCUCAGGUAGGAGUCCUUAGUGCAUCAUCAUCCCAUCUGGCAAAGUGUUUUUAUAUAGCCUGACCUGAUAUUAUAUAUAAUAUGAGUUCUGAACUGAAAUGUGUUCUAAUUUCUGUAAUAGGAGUGAGUAAUACAUAAAGCAUGAUUGAUGUUAUAGCUUAUACCUACAUAUUUCUUAUGAAAAUAUUUAGUGCUUUGUGGAAAUUACUACUGUACUUGUGACCCCUGGUCAUGGCAUAGCAUGUGACAUAUGCCAAAAUGAAUAAUCAAAUAAUUUUGCAAGACAGUUAAGUGAUUGAAUUGUAAGAGAUGUUUACCUUAUGUUAAUGCCAUGUGCAGAUGUGAGGAGCUUUGAAAGAAAUGAACUAUUUUUGAUGGCCAUGCUGUUAUGCACUCUUCAUGCUUGACAUAGCUUUGUCAUCACAUGGUUACUAAGUCAAUAUCUGUUUGCUUAUAUGCAGUAAGCUUUAAUGUGAUACUAUAUUUUUUAUCUGAUUUUCUAAAUUAACUUUUUAAUUAGCAGAUGUAACUGGCAUUUAGUCAUGGUAAUAAAUGCCAGUGUUGAGGCUUUGUGACAUUACCUUUCCCGUACAACCUUUUUGUUACUUGUAAGUUCAAUCCUUUGGUCUCUCAGAUGAUAUUAAGCUGUUUGCACAAUUGCAUAAUAAUUAUUGGAAAGCUUGCAAAUACAAAGUUCUUGUAAGAUAGUCAGUUACCAAAUAACUGGUCAAUUCUGUACAGGUACAAUAUUUGAUGUUAAUGUAACUUCGACAGCUGUGUGUUUGUCUGCCCUUGGUGUGUCAGACCAAAUAGUUGACAAGAUUACAUAAUCAGGUUACACAAUUUCAUAUAUGCAGUCUGUGAAACCACAACAUGGGUAUAGAGCUUUCCCUGUGUGUAUAUUUCUUUCUUUUGUGUAAAUUCUCUGAGUUCUGUAAGUAAAAUGAUAUAUACAA